AUCCAAUCGAAGAAGUUUUUGACCCAGCUACAUUUGCUUGUGAUCAAACAUUGAUUAACUCACAAUUUUCUACUGGUCUCGAACUUCUUGAUAUUCCCAAAUCAGAAGACGCUCAACCUAUUUUUGAUCUUCUCGAUUCACAAAGAUUUUACCUAACUCUACAAUUAAUUAAUACUGGAUUUAUGUGUAAUGUUAUUGCUACACAAGAAAAUCUAAGUGGUACUAAACAUGUUUCCUUACCAAAUAAUUGUACACGAUCAGCUUCGAAAGGGACAACAUCAAUAACACUUCCUGUGCCGAAACAUGAGACAACUUUACAAUUCAAUAUGACUGGUCCUUAUUGGAUUGGUGCUAUUCGUUUAUGUAUUCGAGGACAAGGUCAAACAAAUAUGAGUAUCAAUUUACGUGAACUAGAUUUUUGUCAAUUUUAUGCAACACCUAAUGAAGCUAUUGGUAGAACAACUUAUAUUCCAAUUGUAUUUAUUAAAAACAUCAAUAUGACGAAUGCACUAAGUGCAUCAGAUCAAACUAAUUAUUCAGGUUUAUGGAUACCAACAUUCUCUGCUGUAUCACUAUCAGAUGAAGAGUAUUAUGCUGAAUCUGGAAAUUAUUUACGUUAUAUGUCUUCAUUAACUGUUAUUCAAAUCACACUUGAUGAACGUCCAUUUUUUAUUAAGAAUAUUGAAGAACCUAUUGUUCGAACAGCUGAGUUAGUUUUUAAGGUAUUAUUAUUUACUUCUUUAUGUAUUGAACUAUUUGCUUUUGCGUUCCUUAUCGUUGAUCUUCUUAUACUACCAUUAUUACGUUCGAUCAUAUGUUUAUGGAAAAGAUGUCGUGGUCAAAAUGUUAAAUCAGAUAAUUCAAAUGGAUCUACUAAAUCACCGUUACGUUCAAAAACUUCGAAGAAAGAAGAUUCUAUUCAAAAUAUGAAAAUUGAUCAGUUGACAGCUCUCGAAACAGAUCUAUCUAUAUUAAACGAAAAUCAUCAAGACCUACGCAACAAAUAUUCAACAUCAAAUCCUGAAUUAAGUCUAUCUGAAAUUCAUUAUAGAUUCUAA
This is a messenger RNA of Rotaria sp. Silwood1, 1058 nucleotides long. The record is from the annotation of a GenBank genome assembly. NCBI's taxonomy places the organism in Eukaryota, Metazoa, Rotifera, Eurotatoria, Philodinida, Philodinidae.